Molecule: messenger RNA, 1452 nt
Organism: Dermatophagoides farinae (American house dust mite)
Lineage: Eukaryota; Metazoa; Arthropoda; Arachnida; Sarcoptiformes; Pyroglyphidae
Product: L-serine dehydratase/L-threonine deaminase-like
Biological process (GO): L-serine catabolic process; L-threonine catabolic process
Molecular function (GO): pyridoxal phosphate binding; L-serine ammonia-lyase activity; threonine deaminase activity
Source: RefSeq, a predicted model, not a curated record
UCUUGUUCUUGUGUGGAUAUUGAUGAAUAAAAAAAAAUCCGUACAUAACAUCUAAAAAAUUUAUAUAUAAAAACUAAUGGACUGGACGAUUAUUAACCAAUCCAGUUCACAUUUCAAAUUUGAUUUUGAAAUACGAAUACGAUCUCAGGAAAUUUUAUCGUUAAAUUCCGGAAAUUCAUCAUCAUUGGUAUAUCAUUUUAUUGGUAUCGAAUAGACAUCGCGAUCAUCAUGACAUUCAUUAAAGCUGAAUUACAACCAGCCGAUACUUGUGACCAUCACCAUAAUAAUGUUAAUGGUCACAAGUCAAAAAAUUUAACAUCCACCUUUUCCAGUCAAAAAGCCAAUCUUGAAUCAGGACCAGAAAUUUUCAUCAAAACACCAUUGAUUGAAAGCGUUAUUCUGAAAAAAUAUGCCGCCAAUAGACCUGUUUAUUUGAAAAUGGAAAAUUGUCAACCAUCCGGUAGUUUCAAAUUACGUGGUCUUUCAAAUUUAUGCCAAUAUGCAAAAGCAAAUGGAUAUGAACGAUUCGUUUGUCCAUCCGGUGGUAAUGCUGGUAUGGCAACAGCAUAUUCAGCUCGUAAACUUGGUAUGCCAUGUCAUAUUGUAGUCAACAAACAGACACCAGAAAGUACAAGAGAAACAAUUGCAGCAUUUGGUGCAUCAGUUGAAAUAUAUGGUAAUUCAGUUAAUGAAUCGGUUGUACGAGCAAAACAAUUAGCUGAAGAAGAUCCAAAAUUGUUCCUAGUUCAUCCAUUCGAUCAUAAAGCUAUUUGGGAUGGACAUUCAAGUAUGAUUGAUGAAAUAGCUGAAGAACUUGGUGAAGAACCAUCAAUUAUUGUCACAUGUUGUGGUGGUGGUGGAUUAAUCAACGGUUUAGUACGUGGCUGUAGACGUUAUGGCUGGAAAACGGCCAAAAUUCUAUCCAUGGAAUCGAUUGGUUGCCAUUCAUUCAAUGUAUCUCUCAAAAAUAAUGGUAAACGUUUACGAUUGGAAAAAAUGACAUCAAGAGUAGUAUGUUUAUCGGUUGAUGAAGUUUGCCAAGAAAUUCUUGAUGAAUAUCAUAAAGCUGAACCACCAAUUUUAUCACGUUUAGUUGAAGAUUGUGAUGCUGCUGAAGCUUGUUUAAAAUUUGCAGAUGAUCAUCGUGUAUUAGUUGGAUUAGCAUGUGGUACAUGUUUAGCUGCAUUAUAUAAAGGACUGGUUGAACGUAUGAUUACCGAUACUGAAGAUCCAAAAGAUAAAGAAUUGGAUAAAGUUAAAUUAGAUUUAAAUGGUAAUCGAAUCGAUGAAUAUGACAAUGGUGGUCCAAUAGUGGUCAUUGUUUGUGGUGGUGCAGAGAUUUCCAUGAGUCAAAUGGAUUUCUAUCGCAAAUUAUGGAACAUUGAUGUUUGAAUGACAAAAAUCGCCAACAACAAAUUGACCUCAUAGUUCUUUUUUUUAUUAUUAAUUAAU